Messenger RNA from Parastagonospora nodorum SN15, 1047 nucleotides. RefSeq lists its product as hypothetical. The record is from RefSeq and is a predicted model, not a curated record. Gene Ontology annotation, molecular function: protein heterodimerization activity. Gene Ontology annotation, cellular component: transcription factor TFIID complex. NCBI's taxonomy places the organism in Eukaryota, Fungi, Ascomycota, Dothideomycetes, Pleosporales, Phaeosphaeriaceae. The coding region runs from base 1 to 1047 and encodes 348 amino acids. Gene Ontology annotation, biological process: transcription initiation at RNA polymerase II promoter. The transcript is spliced from 2 exons.
AUGCCAGGCAUCAUCAAUUCCCCCCUCAGCGACAGCAGCGUGGGCGCAGUCGCAGGCAUGAAGAGGGUACACGAUGCGGACAGCGUUCCGACAUAUGGGGCACCGCACCCCAAGAAGCAGAAGGUCACACACCAACUCCGCUACACGCAACCCGUCCAGUACAUUGCAGACCCCAUCAGCGCAGAGAUUGGCGAUUUCGGCGACAGCAAGGAGUUUUUCCACCAGCAGUUGCGCCGCUCAGUAGCGAUACAAUGCAAGGCCCAGGGCUUCGAUAGCGCGUCACCGGAAGCAUUGGAGGAGUUCACGGGCCUAGUUGAUUCCUACAUGACCAAGUUCCUAUCACAAGUACAGAAGUCCAUGAGCAGCGCGCGGCGCACCGAAACGGUACCUCACGACUGGGUAUACGCCCUCGUAUCAUCCGGUCUGCGCGGCUCAGGACCACUCGAAUCACACCUCGACACCGGCGACGUCCCACCUUCAUUACUACAACCACAUUUUGACCCACCUGCGCCUCCUGAAGCACCGCCGCCAGACACCGAGUCCCUCCUAGGUCCUGGGCUCUCUGGCAAAGCGGAUAAAGAGGCGCGCCCCUACAUUCCAUCACAUUUCCCGCCAUUCCCAUCGCGGCAUACUUACAAGUCAACACCCGUCUUCACCGAGCGCGAGAAUGAUCCGCGCAAGAUCCGAGAGAAGGCGACAGAGGAGGGCAUACUAGCCGAACAGAGUCUUAGAAAGCUCAUGGCCGCGCAGAAAGCCGGUAUUCAGAAACGGAACGCCGGGAGGCGCAAACGAAGCGCGCGCAUGAAAAAGAGCGACGAGCUGUGGCAGGCAGCCAUGACAGACCUGCUCGCAGAAGAGAAGCAGAAUGACAAAGAGGAAGAGAGACAACGCGCCAUGGAUGCAGAUGAAGAGCCUGACUGGGAUGCGCCAAUGGAGGCGCGACCGCGGCAGGCCCCGGUAACGGUUGAUCGGAAUGUCAAUCUGGAAGAAUGCGUACACGUGAACUACGAGCAGCGAUUCUGGCGAAAAUCUGCUAUGGGCGGUUAG